This is a messenger RNA of Bursaphelenchus okinawaensis, 2846 nucleotides long. NCBI's taxonomy places the organism in Eukaryota, Metazoa, Nematoda, Chromadorea, Rhabditida, Aphelenchoididae. The record is from the annotation of a GenBank genome assembly.
AUGAUGAAGAAGGACACCAAAGCUUGUCCGAUUGCCCACGAACCUUAUUUCCUUGGAGUUUUGCCUAGAAUCAAUGCUGAAGUGAGUUUUUUUUGUUUUUCUUUAAAUUGUAGGAGUUUUGGAAGCUUUUUGGAUAUUUGGGAAAAUCCAUAGGCAUUUUUGGCAGCUUUUUUACAGUUUUAAACGAUGGAUAAUAUCUUUUAGAGCUGUCUGUUAAAGAAAGGCGACUUCGGAGUCCGUAUCGAUGUGAAGAAGAAGUCGUUUGUGACGAUGAUCAAAGGCGAAAGCUCGGUUCAUCAUGAAAGACUGUCAGAUGAAGGCGGUCGAUGGUUUUCGGUUCGAAAACCUAAAAGAAAAUUCAACACAAUACAAGAGUUUGUGAAGCAUCACAAGAAGAAUGCUUUUUUGUUUGAUGGAGAAGAAGUGACGGUCAGCAAUGUUAACACUCGACCGUUCUGGAUGCUGCCGAAGAGCGAGUUACAGUUGGAAAAGACUGUAUUGGGUAGGAUUUUUUGGAUUUUUUUAAUUGGAUGGUUCGUUGAGAUGUUAGGGUUAGUUUGUUUAUUAUUAGGGGUUGUAGGUAUGUUUUUAAAGCUAAUAUAAGCUUGAUGAAAUAAAAAUUUUUCUUUAAAGGAACUGGAGAAUUCAGCACAGUGCAGGCCGGAAGCUACAAAAGGUUACUGAAGUUGGCAGUGAAAAUAUGCAAGGAUACAGGCGAAGGUAAAGUUUUUUUUUGUUUUAUUAUUUAACAAAUGUGUUUCUGUUACUUUAAAUUUAUUGUAAGGUGAGUUCUUUGGUUUAUUAUGUAAGAUUAUUGUAUUUUUUUUAUGAAUUUGACAAAACAAAACUCAAUAUUUAGAUGACGAAGUUGAGGAACAGAACGCUGAAAUGGUCAUGGAAGCUAUUGUAAUGAAGGACUUCAAACAUAUGCAUGUUAUUAAUGUAGGUUAGGUUAUGGAAGUUUAAAAUUUAGGUUUGUAUGGUAAGAUAUGGUAGGGUAGGGUUAAGUAGGGCAGUUCAGGGUGGGGUAAGGUAGAGUUGGGUAUGUAAGAUGAGUAGGGCAGGGUAAUCUAACAGGCUUCAGUUCAGGGUUGGGUAGAGUAAGAAAGAGUAGGGUACGGUAAGGUAAGGUACGCUACUUAAGGGUAGGGUAUGGUAAUUAAAGUUGACAUUUUUAGUUUUACGGCAUUAGCUGCGACGAGUCUCCGAUUAUGAUAGCCAUGGAGUUCUGUCCAGGUGGUUCUCUCUCAUCUCACUUGAAGAAACAACUUGAUGCCAUUACAGUAGGAGAAAGAGUACGGUAUUGCUACGAAACGGCAGUGGGAAUGGAGUUUUUGCACACAAAGUAAGUAUCUACUCGAAUUUUUAAUUUUACUUUUUAUUGGAUAUUAUAGUCAGUAUGGUACCUGAUAGUACUAGAUGGCAGUUUUUAGUGGUAGAUAAUACUGAAUCUUUAAGGUUAUAGGUGAGUUUGGGAGUUUUAUGAUUUUUUAUGCGUUAUGUUAUACAAAUAGGGGUAGUUUAAAGCAAAAUAAAAAUUUUUGUUGAGAAAAGUAAAAAUUUAUUCUAGACAACUAAUCCACCGUGAUUUGGCAGCCAGAAACGUGCUGAUCAGCCAGUAUGGUCUGCUGAAGAUUAGCGACUUUGGCAUGAGCAAGGUCGUUAACGUAUUGGCUGGAGAACGAGUUCGAAACCACAAGAAACCGCUACGUUGGACUGCUCCAGAAGCGAUAAGUGAUGAUGCACCUUGCUAUUCGUGGGCUAGUGAUGUUUGGUAAGAAUUGGGGUAUUUUUCUAAUUUUUCUGAUUUUUUAAUUUUUUUAUACCUAAAAUUAAAAAAAUUUUUGAUAUUAAAAUUUGGAAAAGUUUUGUCGUUUUUAUGUGUGUUGUUAAGUGUAUAGUAGUGUAGGUAAGUGUUGGAUAUUUGAUGUUUUUUUGACAAUUUUUAAAUUAAAAAUAAAAAAAAAACUGACAUUUCAGGGCAUGGGGAGUAAUGUUGUACGAGAUUUUUGGUAACGGUGCACAACCUUUUGCCGCAAUGGACAACAACAAAGUAACGGAUAUGAUUGGCAGCUGCAAGAUGAUGCCUAUGCCAGAGAAAACCCCAGAAGACAUUCAGGAAAUGAAUAAGAAGGGCAUCUUUGUAAAGGAUACGAAAGAACGAUUGACAUUCGCAAAGAUUGUCGUUUUGCUCAAGAGCUUGGAGACCAAACAUCCACCACCAGCGCUUGGGCAGGUAAGAGUCGGGUUGGAGAUGGGGUUGGUAAGAUGGUUUUUUGAGUUGGGGUGGAGUAGGGUAGAAUAGGUCUGUGCGAGUUAAGUUAGGGUAGGGUAGAGUAAGAUUAGGUAGGGUACAGUAAAGUAAGGUAGUGUAGGGUAUGGUAAGGUAAAGUAGGGUAGGGUAAGAUAAAAACGUUUAUUACAAUUUAGGUACUUAUAAAAACCAUUUUCAGGCAACAGUAUUCCAACUGCCCGGCGUAGAAUCAAUUGACCCAAAAGACCUAGAGCAAAUCCUCAAGGGCAUCAACCGUCUCUUCAAAGACAAAGCAGCGGCACAAGCAUCUCUAGCCCUUGGCAAAACACCAUCAAAAGGCACAGCACUAUCAAACUCAGCAGAAGACCCAAAGCAACCGCGGAAGAAGGGCACCUCUAGUGCAGAAUCCUGCAAAACCCAAGUUUUGAUGUCCAAAGGCAUGAAGAAUCGAAAGAUAAAGUCUCCAGACUCGAAGAAACCAAGAUCUAAAACAAGUAAACCCAAGAAGAAGUCACUUUCGUCCACAGCAUCUGAUGAAGACGCCAAAGGGAAGCAGAAGAAAAAAGAAUCUCAAAUAAAUGACAAGGGCUGA